AGGAUAAACAUAAACUUUUCACUUUGACCCUUCAAGUCUCUAAUAUAUACAUUAACCUUCCAAUUUAAACAUGCCAAAUUCCAUUAAAGUAAAAUUUUUUAUAAUAAAGUUCAUUUGAAGAUGGCGAGACCGAAAACUAGGGCAUGUAAAUUAACGAUUGUAGUAUUAAUUUCAUUACAAUCGAUUAUUCAAGUCUUUGCAACUACUCAGCUCCAGGAUUCAGUAGAACAUGCUCAUGAGGUUCAUUGUUCAAGAGAAAGAAGCAGGGCUGCAAAUAAGAUUAUUGAGGAGUAUUUGACUCCGUUUGUUGAACAAGAAAAUUAUCAGUUGCCACAUAAUUGUAAGCUUCAUCCUGGCAAUGACAUAUUCAGGGAGCAAGAGGAGCACAAAAUUCAUCCGGACGUGAAUGAAUGGCGCUGUGGAUACUGCAAAAAAAUCUUUCGAGCUGAGAAAUUUCUUGAUCAACAUUUUGACAACAGGCAUUACAAUCUUUUAAAUGUUAGUCACAGCAAUUGCUUGUCGAAUUUGUGUGGAGCAUUGCACUGUGAUUAUGUAGCGAAUUCCAAUGUUCCAAAAACAAAGUGCAACCCGGCAGCUGCAGCAAGAAACCGUCACAUAUGUGAGAGCCUUGCAGACACCUGUUUUCCUAUUCGUCAGGGUCCAUCAGCAAGCCGACUUCAUGAACUAUUUUUGCACCAAUUCUGUGAUGCCCACUCUUGUUCACGCAAAAUCAAGCCUUUUGGCAGGGGAGGCAGGAAGCAUACCAACAGAUUCUUCUUGAUUAUAUCAGUAAUGAUUCUGGUGCUGCUCCCUGUCUUCUAUCUCAUAGUAUAUGUGUACCAAAGAGAACUGAGAAAGGGUACGCAGAUACUAAGGCGCAUCUCUAAACCAAGUCUAAAGAAAAAGCCAUAUUAGUUGGCAAGUCUUGAGACAUUACUCAGUAGAAGAGUUCAUUGAGGUGAAGCUUGUGAAUUAUACGGCACCAUAUAAGAUUGGGAGCAUGGAGUGCCAAUUUUUUUCACAGGCCAUUGUAUAAUUUAUCUUCUGACACAUUCUUUUCAUGUAAUAUAAUCCAUGGGUGAGUUUGUCAAAGUCUGAAGAUUUGUAUCAUACAUUAUUAUUAGAGAGCUGAUGAACUCCACUUUUGGACGUC
This is a messenger RNA of Erigeron canadensis, 1153 nucleotides long. RefSeq lists its product as uncharacterized. NCBI's taxonomy places the organism in Eukaryota, Viridiplantae, Streptophyta, Magnoliopsida, Asterales, Asteraceae. The record is from RefSeq and is a predicted model, not a curated record. The coding region runs from base 121 to 915 and encodes 264 amino acids. The transcript is spliced from 9 exons.